Messenger RNA from Pezoporus flaviventris, 2338 nucleotides. RefSeq names its product DAP3 binding cell death enhancer 1 (gene DELE1). The record is from RefSeq and is a predicted model, not a curated record. The coding region runs from base 118 to 1560 and encodes 480 amino acids. Gene Ontology annotation, molecular function: protein binding. The transcript has 12 exons. Lineage: Eukaryota; Metazoa; Chordata; Aves; Psittaciformes; Psittacidae.
GUGCUGGCCCUCCGCUGCCCCGCCGGGACCGGCCGAUACCCUCAGUAGCUCCGUCCUCUCUAUGGCCCAAGCUGCUGUCGCUCCGCAACGCCCCCUCUCUAUGGUCCGGCGGGCGGGAUGUGGCGGCUGCUGCUGGGCCGCGGCCUGAGCCGCUGCUGGCCGCCCCCCGCCCGCCCUGCCUGCGCCGCGCCCCCGCCCGACGGCCCCGGCCCGGGCAUCGAGCGGGCGCCCGGCUGCGAGGAUGGACGGCCCCGGGAUGACCGGGAGCGAGGAGGAAGGCGGCAGACCCUGCCCGGCCUGGUGCCCCGCUACUCCGUGCUGGAGGCAGUCACCUGGGGGGCACUCGGUGCGUUGCUUCUGCAGCUGCUCAGGCAGAUCGCCUGGCUGAGGUCCCUGCCGGACGCCAGGAGAGAGCACAGGGCUCUGCGGCUCACCUCCCUGCCCUCGCAACAGACAGUGGUGACUGAAGCCUCAACCAGCUGUUCCACUGAGCAGCUGGGGUCCUGCUUCCUGCAGAAACCAAGUCCAGAGGUUGUACCAGAGAAUGAGUCCUCAGGCAUCCCCUCAGGGCAAGGAGAGAGCCAGCCCUGGGCUGAAGUAGGAGAGUUCCACAUCCCUGAGAGCUCCAGUCUGGGGCCAGUUCUCCACCAUGCAAAGGGUGACCCAGCCCAGCGAGGGCAUUUGGAGGAAGCUGCUUUCCAGUUGCAGCAGAUUUUCCGGAUUGAUAUUUCCAUUGCAUUGAAUAUCCUCGGGAUUGAAAGCAUGAGAGCUGGCCAUUCCAGGAUAGCCUAUACCUGCUUCAAACUGGCAGCAGAUCGAGGCUACAGCAAAGCCCAGUUCAAUGUGGGUCUGUGUUACGAGCAUGGCAGAGGCACGGAAAAGGACUUGGAAAAGGCAGCUUUAUAUUACUACCACGCAGCCAGCAGCCGUCACCCCAUGGCACAGUACCGCUACGCAAGAUACCUCUUAUGCCACAGACCUGAAAAUGAGUGGGACAGGCAUCAGAAGGCAGUGACUUUCCUGGAGCAAGCAGCAAUGGCUGGCAUUACAGAGGCACAGGCGUAUCUUGGAGUAUUCUACAUGAGGGGGCUGCAACCUAAGGAAAAGAGAGGUCUAAAGUACCUGCUGCUGGCAGCGAAGAACGGUGAUGCCCAAAGCAGGUACCACGUGGGUGUUUGCUAUGAGAAGGGCCUUGGAGUGCAGCAGAACCUGGCGGAAGCAAUGAGACACUACCAGCAAUCAGCUGCUGCAGGGAACAGGAGCGCUCAGGAGAGACUUCGAGUGUUACAAGAGGAGGUGGAAGAUGUGCAAACGAAGCAUCCAUUCCCUUCUGGAAUGAGAGCCUCUUCCUCUAGCCCCAGUUUCUGGGCUAUUGAGCCUGUGCAUGUAGGCCACCACACCACCCAGCCAAGACAAUCUGCCCUAACCCUGCCCCACUCAUGGAGCACGGACGGACUCCACAUGAUGAUGCUCAGUGGUGCAGGAUGGAGCCGUGCCCUCGGAAAUAGGGCAAGGCCACUGGAAUUGCAGUGCUUGGAGCCCCACCACUGCUGUUACUAGUGCAGUAGAUUACCUUUGGCAGACUCCAGCCAUCUGUUGUCUGCUUCUGAGCAAGGACUUUGCUCCAAAAUCCAAUGGCCUCAAAAGAGAGCAUGGAGAAAGACGCUGUAGGCACCUUGUGCAGCCAUAGGAGAGAUGCCAGUGCUGAUUUUGGGGCAUUUUACAGAACGCCAAGUUCACACUUGUAGAACCACAAAAGCUGAAAACAUCAGUGGGAGACAAGAGGCAGAUCUCCUCUUUCUGAGAUGCCAUUACAGGCUUUCUGCAGCUAUAUCAUCAUGUCAGAUACACUGCACUUUGCUCCAGAGAUGGUAGUGUUUAAAAACCAACAAUUUUAUUUAAAUAAGAACUGAGAUCCUGGAGCCCAACUCUGCAGCAUGCUGCAGACUCCAGGACUGCAGUAUUUCAUCGUCCAUGGUGCACAGUCCGUGAUCACAUGGAUGUAGCUGACUGGGUUGUGCUUGUGGUUAAACUAACAAGCCCAUCCCCUCAGUCAGCCUGCCCUGGGAGGAAAGGGCCUUCCUGCUCUUGUGUGACUUGAGUGUGAUGGUAAGUAAAGUGUAAGAUGAGGAUGAAAGGGGAGGAAAGCUGGAAAUGCCAGAAUGGGCAGGUAGAAGGGAAGUAAACAAGGUGAAAUCAGUUGUAGAGAAAUUCGAUGGGGUGAAACAAAGGAAGAAAUAUGCCUGUUGUGAUCAGUGUAGACACAGGUAAUACAGUGACACAGUCAAAGCCCACAUGUGCACCCCAGAUGCAGAAAGAAGUCUGACUCUUUAUCUCC